UCCCACCACCGUCACCACCAUGCCCAUGAGAGAGGCUGAAGGGGAUGCUAAAGGAGAUAAAGCCAAGGUGAAGGAUGAGCCACAGAGAAGAUCCGCCGCAAGGUUAUCUGCUAAACCUGCUCCUGCAAAGCCAGAGUCCAAACCUAAAAAGGCCCCUGCAAAGAAGGGGAAGAAGGUACCCAAAGGGAACAAGGGGAGAGCUGAUGCAGAAAACGGAGGUGCCACAAGAGACCAGGUGCAGAAAGGUGCUGGAGAUGCCAAGUGUGUGCAUUAUGGGUAA
Molecule: messenger RNA, 280 nt
Organism: Lynx canadensis (Canada lynx)
Lineage: Eukaryota; Metazoa; Chordata; Mammalia; Carnivora; Felidae
Product: non-histone chromosomal protein HMG-17-like
Exons: 1
Coding region: 20-280 (86 amino acids)
Biological process (GO): chromatin organization
Cellular component (GO): chromatin; nucleus
Molecular function (GO): nucleosomal DNA binding
Source: RefSeq, a predicted model, not a curated record